AGUCGCAUUCUGAAUCUCAACAAAGAAAGAUCAUAUCGUAAUAAUAUUUGGAUUACUUUCUUUGAGAAACAAAAAUAAAAAUAAAUAAAUAAAAGAAAAGCAGGAAUAGGUGCUUUUGAAAUAACGUCGUAACGCAACGAACUUUAAUUAUUGCGAAGCAGUAACUAAAUAAAAACAACUUAGAAAUUUUGUGCAAGAGUGUAGGGGCAGUGAAAAAGUCCCUGGGUGAUGUCGUUCUCUGGAUGACCGGAAGUGUCUAGUUGACAAAUUUAUGUUUCAUGCAGCCCAUAAUCCCCUAUAAUUGGAUAAUGUCAAUGUGAAGAAAUACUGCGUGUGAAGUAGGUUUCGAAAGACGAACGAAAAAGCAUCAUGAUUUGUGCAUCUGUGAAUUGAUUUCUGCAAAUCAUUUGUGGCUCCAAAUGAUGAUCUAUCGGCUCGUUGUGCCAAUCGCUGUCGCUCUCCUUGGACACUUUGUGACGAAUGGUGAUGAGGGAAUUUCCACGACAACACACAGAAGUGUUCUCGAUCAUGUGUGCUAUCGCGAAGAGAACAUUACAGAACUUGAGGAACGGAGAGUGACGCAGCCGGUGCGAAUCCGAUCACACGUCUGGUGCCUGGAAUUCCCACCGAGAUGUGCGCACUACCGAACAGAGAUGAAGGAGAUCAUCAAGUGGCAGAAUGUCACGAAAACGCGGCUCGUGGAGCAUUGCUGCGAUGGCUUCGAAGAAGUCACCGAGGCCAAUGAGAUUAUCUGCAAGCCCAUCUGUCCGGAGGGUUGCCGGAGGGGCUUUUGCCAUCAACCCAACAUGUGUGUCUGCAAUCCUGGAUGCCAGAAUGGGGGCCUUUGUGACAGCAAGAAAGGGGUGUGUCGAUGUCCAAAUGGAUGGUUAGGAGAUAGUUGCGAAAUUCCUCAAGUGGACACCACAACUCCUAAAAUAAACCCAACAACUCCCCUGAAGCUCAUCCCAGUCACAGAAAUCUUCCCAAGGAACACUUCAGCAUCAAUUGAGGAACUCAAUACGACGCUGGUGAAUCUUGAGGAUAACAUUGAGAAGCUGAAACAGCAGCUGAACACAACAACAACAACCCAGAGUGACAUAUCCAUCCUGGAACUUCAUACACCUCUUCCUGAAUUGGUCAUCACUCAUCAGAAUGUUGUCCCAACAGGAGAUCACUUGGUAGAGGUGGGAAGUGGGUCGGAAAUAGUCGUCCUAAGCAAUUGGGAUAUCAAUGGAACACUCGUGAGAAAUACAAGUGAUCCUGCGAGUGAAAAUGGAAGCGACAGCAGCACAAUUGUUCUCCUGGCCACGAGUGUCUUCCUCUCUGUCAUUCUCUUGCUUCUGUUUGUGGUUUUACUGUAUUGGAAGAGGAAACUGGAUGGACAUACAGGAAGGAGGUCCAGUACAGACAGCAAUGUCAGCAUUCAGGCAAAGGACGAAUUGGAUGGCAAGAUUGUGAACAAACCCCUCCCAGAAAUCCCUUUUGUGGACAUAAAGAGCAAAAAUUCACCCCAUCGGAAGAGUGUUCAAUUUGUAGAGAGCCCCAUUCUUCACUACGAGGACUCCCGAACUGAACUACCCAAAGAUGCUGCUCUGACCUACAGUUACCCUUCUUCAGCAUCACAAUCUUCAACUAAUUCAACAAGGGAGCAUCUUUACGAUGAGAUUAAGUAUCCAGUCUUCACAAGCGACGUUGUUCAUGUUUAAAUUUUCCAAAAAACCCAAAAAUGUGUUUUUAGAAUCCCUGAAGAUAGGAAAGCUAUCUUCCAUUUCGAAAGAGAAUGAUUGAUUGAAACUGAGGUUAGACGAUUAUCCGAAAAGAUUAACGGAAAUAAAGACCGAUUAUAAAGGAGAGAGAGACGAAACGGAUAAGAGAUAAGACAUUGAUUGUGAAAUAUUUGAGCCUGAGAUAUCAACGUUCAAUGUGGCCCUGAAAAUAGGUUUCACAUAAUUAUAAAACGUAUAAAGUAGGGGAGUCCAAUUAGGAACCUGUGCAAUACGUAUUAUGUUCAGAAGUUUGAACAUAUCGUAAAAUUCUCAAAACGUUUUCAUAUCAGGGCACAAUAGAAUUAAACCAAUUCGUUAAUCAAGUAAGAACCAGUCAAAAUAAUGGCAUAAAAGAAUUUAUAGAAUGUAUUUAACUUUAAAAAAAUUACCCAGUUCAUAACCGUUUUGUACAGGUUUCGACUUAACUAGGACACUAAGAACAUUUCAACAAUUCCAAUUUUUAUAAAUUUGGUUGUUAAAUAUGCUUUAUAAGUCUUGAACCUUUGAAUUAAAACAAGGAAAACCAUAUACUAGAUGCUGUUGUGCCAUUUUAAAGAAUAUACACAAAAUAAUCCAACUGGUCAAUCA
Phlebotomus papatasi is the source of this 2354-nucleotide messenger RNA. RefSeq lists its product as uncharacterized. Gene Ontology annotation, molecular function: protein binding. NCBI's taxonomy places the organism in Eukaryota, Metazoa, Arthropoda, Insecta, Diptera, Psychodidae. The transcript is spliced from 4 exons. The record is from RefSeq and is a predicted model, not a curated record. The coding region runs from base 420 to 1706 and encodes 428 amino acids.